AUGAAAGUCAACCAAUUCCUCGGCGAGGUAGUGAACGGCACUAAAGUUCUAAAUGAGAACUCGUACAACUUUGUCAUCUUCGGUACGCCAUCUCCAGAGGAACCAUGGGGCUGGCAGGUUUUUGGUCACCACCUCUGCAUGAAUUGCUUUAUGGUUGGAACUCAGAUGGUGCUGUCACCUGUCUUUAUGGGUGCCGAGCCGAAUAUCAUCGAUGAAGGUCCUCAUGAGGGUCUUGAGCUUUUCGUUGAUCAAGAAUAG
This is a messenger RNA of Fusarium verticillioides 7600, 258 nucleotides long. RefSeq lists its product as hypothetical. The record is from RefSeq and is a predicted model, not a curated record. The transcript has a single exon. The coding region runs from base 1 to 258 and encodes 85 amino acids. NCBI's taxonomy places the organism in Eukaryota, Fungi, Ascomycota, Sordariomycetes, Hypocreales, Nectriaceae.